This is a messenger RNA of Physella acuta, 3149 nucleotides long. RefSeq names its product BRCA1-A complex subunit Abraxas 1. Gene Ontology annotation, biological process: protein K63-linked deubiquitination; attachment of spindle microtubules to kinetochore; mitotic spindle assembly. Lineage: Eukaryota; Metazoa; Mollusca; Gastropoda; Physidae. Gene Ontology annotation, cellular component: nucleus. The record is from RefSeq and is a predicted model, not a curated record. Gene Ontology annotation, molecular function: microtubule binding; polyubiquitin modification-dependent protein binding.
GUAUAAUAGUACAAUUCAAUAUAGAGUAGAGGUCUAGAAUCCAGUCUUAGAAGUUAGAUCCCAGAUCUAGAUCUAGCGGCUAGAUCUAGAUCUAGAAAUCUAGAACUAGAUCUAUAGUUAUCACUGAAGUAAUAAAAAUUAGGAAACCUUGAUCUAGAUUCUAGAUCUAGUCAUGUUUUCAGUUGUAGAUAACUCAACAUUGUCUUCACUAAUAUUCAAUCAUUUGAAUAGUGGCGGCGCACAGUAUGGCUUUCUUGUUGGAGAGAGAGCUGAACAUGUUGAAAAGAAAAUUAGUGAUUCACAGAUUUACUCUUCUGACGUCAGCUCAUUUAUUUAUGUAUCAUCAUUUAUCCCUUGGUUUGGGCAAAAUAUGCUGUAUGAUAAGAGUGGGUGUUUUAAAGAACAAGAAAUCAUAAAUCUACUUUCUAAAACAGAACAAAAUUUAGUUGGGUGGUAUAGCUUUCGGCACCAAUCUACAUCAAAACCUUCAUUAAGAGAAGUAAGUCUUCAUAAGAAACUUCUUAGCCUGGAGAAGUACAUAACUCACCCUGAUGAAUUUAUCUUCUUCUUGUCUACGUCAACUUAUUCACAAAAUAUUUCAACACAUAUUUGCAGUCAUGGCUUUUUACAACUCCUUGAUAGGCAUUUUGUAGGAGUACCAAUGAUUGUCAUGAACUUGGGAGAUACAACAAGGAAAGAAUAUCGGAGAAAAAGCAGUGCAACAUUUUUACAGUGCCAUUCAAUUCAAGGAUCUCUGUCCAAGCUUAGAAAUGAUUUUCUCGAGUCUUCUGGUGAAAUGAAUCAAAGGUUAAAAAUUAAAAAUCUUUCCUGUUCUUUCAAUAAAGGAUUAUCAACUAUUCAUACAAAAAUUGCAGAAAGUGAAGAGUUAUUAGGUCUUUUAGAAGCAGAUAUCAACAUUUUAAAACAUCAGUUGGAAGAACUAGAAAAAGAAGAAAUGGAUCACAUGAUGACUACUGAAACAAAAAAAUAUCUAACACAAGAAGAAGCAGCAAAAGUACAGAAUAUAAAAAAAGAAGCACAAGAAAAUAAAGAUGUAGAAAACUUAUUCAUACAUUUAGGAAUAUCUUCUGAGACAAGUAUAAGCAUUAGUUCUUGUCCUUUUGAAACUUUUUAUAUGGACCGAUCAGAAAAAAUUGAUGGAAAAAAUGAGACAGUAUGUUCUUCCAGUACCUUGCUUACGGAUGCAGAAUCACUUAACACAAAUAAUAAUAGUGAUAGUCUUUCAAACCAGACAUUAGUUUCUAAGAAAGAACUUGAUAAAAAUACUAAAAUAUAUCAAGAUUAUGAAUUUGUGGAACAAAACUCACUUGACCGUUUUACAUUAGUUGAGGAACAAGGAAAGCCUAAGAAUCUAAAGGAAAAUCUUUUACCAACUGAAUUAGAUUAUAUUGAUAAUGAUAUUGCUGUCAGAAGGGAAAAAAUAAAUAUUCCAAUAACUGGCACAGAUUGUAUUCCUUCAUCAACAUCUGAAACUGUAAUUAUUGAUUAUGAAAAAUUAGAUCAAUCAUCAUCUUCAAACAGCAGUUUAAUUGAAAAGGAUACUAUCUCAUCAUCUCCUGUAUUUUAAUGUAUUCAUGUUGAUACAGUACUUUAAUUUAUAUUUUAACUAUGUUUUUCUGAAUUUAAUUUUAAAAUGAGUGUGUAAGUAAAGUACCCUUUCGACAUUAUGGUCCAUGGGGCAGAUGAAGUAGAGUUCACUUGCUUUACUUACCUUGGAAUAGUGUCAUCAGCACUGUGCCCAGCAUUUUUUUUAUUUUCCCUAAAGUGAGUCAGUUAACCAUUAGAGCUGGGUGGACUCGUUAACGUCUUACUGACUCUAGACUUUUGGAGUAACAGUUAAAUGCUCUACCAUUUGACCACAACGCCCCAAGCAAGAAUUUCUGUUAGUGCCCCAAAGUCUAGCUUAUUUUUACCUGUUUUCUCUAUAAUAAAUAAAAACUGCCCAAGCACAGCGCAUUAAGCUUAAGAAAUGCAUUCAUCAUAGGCACACAAUUGGAUGGGAGGUGGUUAUAGAAGAGUUGAUUUAUUCACAGAUUUCUGUUUGCUUUCCAAUGUGUUUUAUAAUAUUAUUAGUAUCAAUAAUGUAGUUAUUUGUUCAAGGAUGAAAUUAUAUAGAAAACUGAAGUCAUAUCAGAUGACUAAAAUUUAUUUAGUUGCAUUUAAGAGGUUACGUCAUAAAACAUGUACUUGCAUCUUAUGUGCUGAAAUGUCCAAGUAAUCAGCAUGUUAAAUACCACAUUUGUUUUCAACUGUCAUUUAAUGUAUGACACCAGUAGUUAUUAUGUGUUAAUGGAUAAAUAGAAGGCUUAGUUUUAAAUCACCUUUUAAAAAUAAAUAGCAUAAUUAUAGUAGGUAAAGAGAGGUAAGACAUUACAAUUCUUGUCUUACCUCAUGUACUCUUUAAUAUAUCAAGCAUAAGUUAGUAAUAAAGUUAUUUCUAAGUGCCAUUAUUUCUAUUUAUACUUAUGUAACAGCAUGGCUGGCCAGUAGAGCAUUUGAUUGUUUAUCCAAAAGUUGAGUUAGGAUCUUUGGAUUCCUGAGUCCACCCAACUCAGAUGGUACCUAACUUCAUUUACAAGGUGGCUGGACACAAUGCUGACCACACCAUCCCUUCAUAUACUGAGAUCACAAACACAAGUGAAUUACAUCUGCCCUAUGGACCUUCAGGUUCAAAAGGGUAACUUCACUCAUACUCAUUAUUUUGAAUAGAAAAACAUGAGCUUGAUAAAACCUUUCACAAUUACAGAUUAGCAAUUGCUCUAUUAUAAAAGUAAAUAGGCACCUAGGCAUCUGACUUCCUGUGUUAAUAAUUGUAGGGUCUUGACCUUUAUUAUUAUCUGGCGUGUGACUUUCUGGUCUACAAGUAGGCAUUAUAACAUCUAAACCAUUAGUUAGAAUUCAUUUCAAUUUAAUGUAUUAAUUUUCCUUUAUUUUUCUUUGAUAAUUUAUGAUCAUUUUAUUAAAAAUUUUGAUAUGAUCGUUGUUGGAAGUGGAGUGUUCAUUUUGAGAUGGGAAUAUUUAGAAUUUGUAUUGUACAAGUUUUUUGUGUGGCAUGUAGUAAAGUCAUUUUGAGGGAGUGUUUGUUGGAGUCAAGUCUCGUCCUAUUUUUAGCGUUAUUAAAUUCUGAA